This is a messenger RNA of Ciona intestinalis (vase tunicate), 1601 nucleotides long. The record is from RefSeq and is a predicted model, not a curated record. Lineage: Eukaryota; Metazoa; Chordata; Ascidiacea; Phlebobranchia; Cionidae.
UGGGAUCACUAUUUGAAUAAGUUGUUGCAUAAAAUGAUAGAAUUAAAGCAAAAAAUGGAAAGUAGUGACACAGGUUGGGCCGGCAGCAUCUUUAACGAGUUUAAUUCUUCUAAAGAAGCCGUGAAAGAUUAUAUUAAUGAAUGGGAGAAGGAAAAUGGCGUCAAGUUCGUAACCUAUACCAAGGAUAAAAAUUAUGGAAACACAGAUUGGAAACCGAGUGCAAAAGAGCGAAUAUACUGGGAACACCCCUUACCAAAUGGUUCAGUCAGUAUUCCAUUCGAUGGUUUUCCAUUCAUGUUUGUGGGGAGGAAAGUUUUACUUUGUCAGUUUGGUAAAGACAUGGAGAAAGAUAGAAGAGACAAGAGAUAUAAUGAGCUAGAACGAUUAAGGUCGGUGAAUCCAGAAAAUUAUCCGAAGAAACGACGAAGAAAACAAUCAAUUAAAAUCGGGUGUCCUGCUACUGUUAAUCUUGUUCAAAUUGCAAAGUUUCAAAGUUAUAAAUAUCAUGUUGCAAAGAAUUCUAAAAGACAAAGAAGAACGGCCGCCGAUAAAUUACGUCAAGAUUUAUUAAAUGGAGCAGAAGUUGACGUUAAGAUGAUGUUUAUCAAGAAAGCAUCAGCACUGUCUGAACAUGAGGGGCAUCUUGUGUGUGUCGAGAACACUCUCGCAUCCGCACGAAUCCAAGGCGACAGAAAUAUCCUUGCUUUUGAUUGUUUACAAGAAACAGAUGAGAUGGAAGAUCUGAUCAAGGAAAUCUAUGAUGAAAAGUAUCUUACUGAGUUACUUAUUGAACUGCGGAGGUUUAAAACCUGCAUCAAAUCCUUUGUACACAACGCCCCUAUCCUUCAACAUGACCAAUCAGAUAGAAAACGUAAACUUCCCAUGGAAUUAUUGGACAAAAUAAUGAAGUAUCCGCGAUUUUCACCUCCGGAUAGAGACCUGAUUAACAACCCUGGUGUAUUUGGCCAAGAUUUUGUUGUUCCUGACCCUCCUGAGGAUGUUAAACCAACCACUACUGUAUUUGUCACCAUGGACCCUUCUAAUGGUGAUAGUAGGACAAGUGGACAAUUACCAACUAAAGAUGUUUCAUCUGAUGAGGAAGACUCAAUUCCUGAUGAUAAUGCACCUCUAGACCAGUCUGCAUUAGACUAUGCACAAUUUGACCAAAGCCCAUUCCCAGAUGCUCCUUUUGGUAGCCAGUCGCCUUUAAAAGACAAUUCCGAUGGUAAUUCUGACCUAGAACCCGAGGCCUUAUCUCAUAUUAACAGUGUUGACCAAAUAAGUGAUGUGUGUGGGGUGGGAGCUGUUAUUGUUGAUGUUGACAAUGUAGUUUAGGCAACACUGGCCAAACAGUUGUUGAAGCUAUUUUCAGCAAGUUUGCAAAAGCACACCCUAUAAAUUGUUCUAACAGUUAACAUUGCCACAGGGUAUGACAUUUAUCUCUGGGAAAAAGGGGUAUUGUUCCUAAGAUUUACAAAGUUGCCAGCAAUGUGUUUCUCCUAAGACUAAUAAAUGAACAUUCAUUAGAUCAUGAAUUUUGUUUUUCCGAAAUUUAAUAAAUUGUUUUCUAGUUCUCUACGGAAUAAAUUAUCGUUUCUGUU